AUGGGUUCAGUCGGUGAUGUUUAUUUUUGGAGGCAGAGUGUCGUGCUCACGGCGGAUUGCAUGCACUCGAUUGGCACUGGCUUCAUGCUUUCCUUCCCUGCGGUACUUCAGCCAGCUAUACUCUCGCUCAACAGUACUGGAAUACAUGCGACUCUCGACCAGGCUUCUUGGGUUGCUGCCAGCCACGGACUAGCCGGCAUCGUUGGAUUUUUAAUGGUGCCACAUUUGAUGCAAACUCUUGGCCGGAAAGUUGUCCACAUCGGGAUAAAUGUCUUCGCCAGUGUAGGUUUCCUCAUUUUCGCACUGGCCAGAAGUGUCCCCGCUUUAUACAUAGCAAGAAUCACUCAAGGAUUGACAUUAUGUGGAGUGUAUGUGACACCGAUAAUGUUAGGAGAAUACUCGCAUCCAAAACGGCGAGGGUACUUCAUCACGCUAAAAAAAUGUUCAGUUGCAAUUGGCUCUCUUAUGUGCCACACAAUGGAUUUGUGUUGGACGUGGAAACAAAUUGCUGCUUUUGCUAUAGCUCCUCACAUUGCCUCGAUAGCUAUGACAUUCAUAUGGCCUGAGAGCCCAGCGUUCUUGGCCUUGAAUGGAAGAUACGAUGAGUGUGACAAAUCACACACGUGGCUACACGGAGACAGCCCGAAGAAUAAGAAAGAGUUGGAAGAUUUGAUAGCAACUCAAAUGGAACGCCGGGAACAGGCAAAGAAGAAAUGCAAUUUAAAAAACGUGAUGAGAAAAAUGCUGGAGAAAGAUUUCCUUAAACCAUUUAUAAUCGCUGCUUUGUUAACUAUGAUAGUAGACGCUUGUGGGAGAUAUUAUAUGUUAGCUUAUGUCGUCGAAAUUUUAACUGAAAUCACUGGAAACAAAGCCAUUGCUGCAUUUUGUACCAUAGGAGCUGAUACUUUAACUAUUGUUGCACUGUUAGUAUCGUGCUAUGUAAUUAGAUGCUGCAAAAGACGCAACUUGCUAUUUACUACUGGAACAAUUUCUGUGCUAUUAAUGUUUCUAACUAGUUUAUUUACAGUCUUGAAAUCUCGUCAUAUAUUUGGUGAAUCUACAAUUUGGAUAAUUCCUAUUAUUAUUUUGUUAAACGUCUUUAUAGUUAACGUAGGUGUUAUACCUGUAUGUUUUGCUGUUAUAGGCGAAAUAUUUCCGUUAGAGCACAGAGGUACAGGUUCGUGCGCAACGGGUAUAGUAUUUAGUAUUUUGUAUGCACUUGUUAUGAAAUUUACACCAUUGAUAAUGGAGACCACCGGAGUUGAAGGUACUUUUGGUAUCUAUGGAUUUCUCGUGGUUGUCGGUUUAUUCUUAUUAUACUUUAUUUUAAAUGAAACUAAAGAUAAAACACUACAAGAAAUAGAAAACGAAAUCAGGGGAGUUAAAACAUUGAUAGAAACGUAACGCACAUUUUAUUCAGAUGAAAAUAAUAUAUUGGUGCAUCUUCUAUUCAAUAAGUCUUAUGUCGUAAUUUUAAAGCGGUAAAAAUUGUUUUUUUAACGAUAUUUUUUUUUAUUAUAUAAUUUUGUUGUGUCUGUAUGAGUUAAAUUUAUGCACAGAAGCACUGCCUACCCUAAAAAAUUAUAUCACACGUAAAGUAGGAGGAUUUUUCCAUUUUCUGACAAGUUUUUGAAUUGUGCCUACCCUGGUCUAAAACCUUGUGCACGCCACUGACAUUGGGAUAUACAAAUCAAUUCAAGAUUCUCAUGGGAAUCUAAAUUCGAAAUAUGUGGCAUAAGAUAUGCUUAAAAAUUUAGUUUCGUCUAGUAAGAGAUGAAAAGCCAAAUCUAAAAGAAAGACUUGGCGUUUCAAAAGCGCUUAUAAAGUAGGCUUCUUGAAAUAACAAAAUUUGAAUACUCACAUUUUCGAGUUCGUCUGGUAAAGGACAUCGACCAUACACGGGCCAUGGUUGCGUCAGGCAAUAAUAUAUAUGUCGCGGAUGUGUGCGAAAGCGUUCCCGUGGCCCAGCCACCAGGCGACUGGUAGGACCGUGGGGUUUUAGUCGGUACGAGUCCGAUAUAAUCACCGUGCCCCUUAGUGGCGCGAUCCAUGAGGAUUUCCCCACGAAAAAAAAAGCCAAUGUAUUGGAUAGUUUAAAUUAAAUUUUUAAAUUCCGUCUGGGACUACAAAAAAGUCUGCUUUCUAUCCCCAGUAUUUUUUUUUAUUUUAAAGUACUUUGUAUUAUUACAAACAUGGAGUAUAUAAUAGAGAAAAAAAUAGCGUCACUUCAUGAUUACUAAAAACGCCCUGGCAAGAACGUAAUGAAGAAGAUUACUGUUAUUUUUGUUUUUGAUAUUUAAUGAUAAUAUUGUAAAAAAAAGUCUUUGAAGUAAUUCAGAUUGAAGAUUUGCUACGCCUAUUGUACUCUCGUUUCCGGAGAUAUACAAAAUUCUGUGUCCAAAAGCUUUAAAUACUUAUAAUUUAUUUCUUUUCUUUUUCUUAUUUUCAUAAUGACAAAGUUGCUUAGAAGGAUCCGGCUCCACUUUCAUCUUUCAUCUAUAUAAUGUAGCUCUAGCAACUGCUGAGUUUCUUGCCGGCUUCUUCUCGGUAGAAUCUGCUUUCCGAACCAGUGGGAGAGCCACUAUACACAGACAGACUCGACGUUUCAAAAGUUA
Molecule: messenger RNA, 2615 nt
Organism: Pararge aegeria (speckled wood butterfly)
Lineage: Eukaryota; Metazoa; Arthropoda; Insecta; Lepidoptera; Nymphalidae
Product: facilitated trehalose transporter Tret1-like
Exons: 3
Coding region: 1-1404 (467 amino acids)
Biological process (GO): transmembrane transport
Cellular component (GO): membrane
Molecular function (GO): transmembrane transporter activity
Source: RefSeq, a predicted model, not a curated record